This is a messenger RNA of Lineus longissimus, 6386 nucleotides long. RefSeq names its product coronin-7-like. Lineage: Eukaryota; Metazoa; Nemertea; Pilidiophora; Heteronemertea; Lineidae. The coding region runs from base 177 to 2975 and encodes 932 amino acids. Gene Ontology annotation, biological process: actin filament organization. The transcript is spliced from 24 exons. Gene Ontology annotation, molecular function: actin filament binding. The record is from RefSeq and is a predicted model, not a curated record.
UCUGCUGUUGGGCUGCUGCAGUGAUUCACAGGUUUAGAUAGUUAAAUCUGUUGUCGUGUUGAUGUUGAAAUCUGAUCUAAACGCUUUGUUUGCCUGAAAGUGUGGUCGGUUGGAUCAUUUGACUAUAAACUGACUGUGAUAUUUUAUAGAUCUGAUAAAGUGAAGUGGACAUCAAGAUGUGGCGGUUCAAAGUGACCAAGUUUAAGAACACCAGGGCAAAGAUACCCAAAAAGGAUGAAUGGAUCACCCAAAUUCCAAUUGGCAAGCUCAAGAUGUCGAGUGGAAAUCACAUCAAGGCCAGCUGCAAAUUCAUGGCUUUUAAUAUCGACUCCAUUGGAGGAGCCCUUGGUGUGUUGCCUCUGGAUGCAUCUGGUAGACAGUCAGGAGGUCUAACAACUGUUCAUGGUCACUCAGAUUUUAUAUCUGACUUUGAUUUCUCGCCAUUCCACGAUGACAUCCUGGCCACAGGAUCAUAUGAUGGAUCUGUUAAACUUUGGAAGAUCCCUGAAGAGCUGGGAGACAGUCUCAAUGAGCCGACGUUUACCAUCCCCACAGAGCCCAGGAGGAUAGAGAAUGUUCUCUGGCAUCCGACUGCUGACAAUAUCUUGGCUGUCUCGUCGAACCAGACGGUCAAGAUAUGGGAUGUUGGUGCUGAAAAAGAACAUUUUGUUUUGGAGGGAGGCGAGGACUCCUUGCAGGGUAUGAGUUGGAAGGGCGAUGGCAGCAUGCUGGCCACAACCAGUAAGGACAAGAUGGUCAGAAUAUUUGACCCGCGACAGCAGACGAUGUCUCAGGAGACUGCUGGCCAUGACAACAUCAAAGAUUCUAGGAUUGUUUGGCUUGGUAAUAGUGAUCGAAUUGCCACAACUGGAUUUUCGAAGAUGCGUUAUCGGGAGGUCACCAUCAGGGACAUUCGCCAGUUCUCCAAGGCGCUCAAGACAGUUGAAAUUGAUAACUCAAAUGGCACCUUGAUGCCAUUCUAUGAUGAUGACACCAAGAUGUUAUUCGCUGCUGGAAAGGGUGAUACAACUCUGAGGUUUUUUGAAGUGUUGGACACUGAUGAUGUUCUUACAAUUGAACAAUGUGAGUCGAUGCCAGAGCAGAUCCAAGGUUUAUCUGUGGUGCCUAAACUUGCCAUGAACGUAAUGGAUGCUGAGGUCAACCGUAUUCUAUUGUUGGCCAAGAGUGCUAUCAUUACGAUGCCAUAUCAAGUACCAAGGAAGUCUUACACCGAGUUCCAUGCCGAUCUCUUCCCCGAAACUAACAACAACAUUCCUGCAAUGACAGCUGAUGAAUGGAUUGCUGGAGAAAACAAAGAGCUGGAGAAAAAGAGCCUGAAACCCGAUGGUGUCAGAAUUGGUUGUCCCUCGCCCCAAGUCAAGCCAAAGUUCACCAGUAGCGGUGGCGCUAAUACAAACAAUGGUGACGGAGCUAGUCCUUCUGGUGGUGCUAGUGCAAAUAUCAAGAAACUCGAAGCUAUGCAAAAUAAUGGCCCUGCAGAGGGUGAUGGGCAAAAUGGAGGAGGCCUUGUGAUUGAGAAGCGAGAAGUUGAAAAUAUAACGGUCAAGAUGGAGAACGUCCUCCCAGGCUUUCGGCCGGCCAAGUUUAGACACUUGAAAGGCACAGUCAGCCACAAGAGCACCCACAUAACCAAUAUACGCAACUUGGGCAAGAGUAUGCCAAGAGAGAGUGACGGAUUCACGGCAAACCCUGUGAGAUGUGCUGUACCACUGACCGGACCAGCUGGGCUUAUCGCAGUUUAUGAGUUCAGUAAGCCAGGGCGCCUCCCCGACGGUGUUAUCCCCACGUUGCAGAAUGGAAAGAAGGUCACAGACUAUGUGUGGGAUCCAUUUGAUAACAGCAGGCUAGUCGCAAGCUGUGAUGAUGGCAGGAUCCAUAUUUGGAGGGUACCAGAUGGAGGUCUGACUACAACUCUCACGGAGCCAGAAGGCAAGCUCGUGGGGCACGAUGAGAGGAUCACUUUCCUCAGGUUCCACCCCCUGGCUAGCGAGGUCAUGGCAACAGGGUCGUACGAUGGUACCAUUAGGGUGUGGAAUCUAAAAACUGGAGAAGAGAAGCACAGGGUGGAAGGCCAUACUGAUUCGAUCUUCUGCCUCUCCUGGAGCCCGUGUGGCAAGUACUUAGUGACAGCUUGUAAAGAUGGCCGUCUCAGGGUGUUCGAACCAAGGGUAUCCUCGCAACCAAUCAGGGAAGGUGUUGGACCAAGUGGUACGCAAGGUGCAAGAGUCCUCUGGGCUUGUGAAGGAAAAUACUUGGUUGUCCUGGGCUAUUCUAGCCGGUCCGAGCGACAGAUCUUUGUGUUCGAUAGCACUGAUCUGUCCCAGGCGCUCUCUCGAGUCAACUUGGACUCCUCACCGUUGAUCUAUAUCUCUUACUAUGAUGAGGACAGCUCAACACUCUUUGUGACAAGUAGGGGCGAGGGUACAAUCCGAGCAUUUGAGAUUGGGACUGAUGCACCUCACAUAUUUGAACUCUCUGCUUACAAAGCAAAUGGCCUGCACCAGGGUUUGUCAUUCUUGCCAAAGAACCAAUGUGACGUUAAGAAGGUUGAGUUUGCCCGCUCCUACCGGUUGACAAAUACGACUGUGGAGCCAUUGAUAUUCACCGUGCCAAGGGUCAAGAAAGAGUACUUCCAAGACGAUGUGUUCCCUGAUACCAAGGUGCUGUGGGAGCCCACCCUGACUGCUGAUGAGUGGUUCUCGGGCGUUGACAAGGAGCCGAGGAGGAUCAGCUUGAAGCCAGAAGGAAUGGAUAACUGGAGUGACAGCAAAACUCAUACGCCUAAAAUUAAACCAAAGUAUGACAGUCAUGCCCCUGAUGCAUUUAAGACACCAGAGGAGAAGAAGGAAGAGUUGAUGGGGCGCUGGACCGAGCAAAUGGAUGAGCAGAAGGGCCCCAUGCCACAAGACUUGGCUGAGGGCUGUGACUCUGAUGAAUGGAAAGAAUCAAAAUGAAAAUGAUGUUCUGUGAACAAUUCCGGCAAUGAAAAGUGAUGAUGACUAACUUCAACGGUGAUCAAGCCUAAUUCCUGAGAUUUGUCUGCGACGUGUAUGCAAGAUAUGUCGCUUAUGCAGCUUCAAGAGCUUCCAUAACAAGCUACCCGGUCAGGUGAUGCAAGUGAUGAAAAUUCGUCGGUGAAAAUCCUGCAUUUUGUGUUUGUUAUCUUUUUGCAAUGACAUAUAUCUCGAUGUCACUGCCACUUUUUCAUAUGCUCGAGUUGAAGUCGACCACGAUUUGUUCAUUGCACAUUUGUACGCUAAUUUUUUCAUCUGACAUAUAAUCCACCAUCGAGUUACUAGUAAGAGCUCUACUCAUUUUGAAAUCAUUUCAAAAUAGCUGGCACAGAUUUGAGUUGUUAGAAUAGUAAUAAUGAAAAGUAAAUACAACAGAAACAAAUGUGUUUUCUGCAUCUUUUUCGUGGUCUCUUUCUCAUCUUAAAUUUAUAUCAUAAUUAGAAUCAUUCUCUGGCUGUGUAAUAUAGAACGAGAGAGAUCAAAUUUGAAAGGGGAUUGUCAUGUUUUUAGACCACCUCUUUGUGCUAGUUAUUUUGAAAUAUCUGUUAAGUUCUUAUUCUGUUUUAUAAGAUUGCAUGACACUGAGAAUAGUCUACACACACCAGUAUACUUAUAGAAUGGUGCUAUAAAAUGUAUAUGCUGUCAUCGAAGAGCCAUUUUUUCCGAUUCUGGCUACAGGAUGUGCAAGGUUUUUGAGUACUUGCAGAAUAUGUGAAUUGUCAAUAAAUUUGUAUGUGGAUGCAAAUAUUUUUUUCUGUGAAAACAUACCGGUAAUUGAUGGUUUUGAUGUUGUGGUGUGUGUCAAUGAAUUUGCUUCCAAAUAUUUUGUGACCACAAUCUGUUUCCUCUUUCUAACAAAGUAAAAAGAUUUAAAUGUUUUGUAAAUUGUUUCAAAGUGCAAGUGCUUUGCCAGUUUUUGGGCAGAAGACAAGGGCUGUUUGUUAUGCAGGGGGUCCAGGGGUUGGAAAAAGAGGAGCAUCUCAGAGAAAGAGGGACCCAGCUGUAUGUCUGUUUCCCAAAAUUUCAAGAAUUUUCUAAAUUAAGGGCAGUUGGCACCCUUUCCAGUAUAACUCCGUGGAUAAACACCUGUUAUCAGUUUCUGAAGAAUGUAGCGACUAAAAAAUGUUUGUUGAGAGUAACCUGUGGACUUUGCUUGUAGUGUAAGCUGGAAAAUGUUGCUAUUGGCUAAAGAAUGGUAAAUGUAAACUAAAUAAUUUAUAGAUGCAUGCUUACUUGUUGUAGUCUAGUUAGGUAUUUGUAGUAUUCAAGUGAAAAUGAAUUAAGGCCCAGUUCUUCAUGUGACCCAGCCAUGUUUACACUGUGGUUGUUCAUAUGUACAUUGUGCAGGAACAACAGAGCACGUUUGACCUUAUAUAUAAUUAUGAUAUGUGGGGUUACAGUAGUGUUUAACUAAAAUUCACAAUUCAAAUUCAAAUUACUGUGGUUAGAUUUUUAUCAAAGUUCUGGGCCUUUAUAACACAUGUAUUUUUCCGUCACCUUCUAUUUCACCUAACAAAAGUGUCUACCUCGAGAAAUGAACUAUUUUACGUGCCAUCAAUGAAGCUCUGUGGACAGUACAUUGUUAUGCAUUUUAACUCUAGUGAUAUCUGUGUGUCAAAGUGAAGUCCUUAUUCAGGGAGUUUUAAGAUGUCCUCAGUAGUCAUAACCCGAUAGAGCCUGUGACGUCACUUUUAAUCAGCAGUCUGCCAUUUUGAUGUCGACUAGGGCGUAUGCCAUGUGUGGAUCAAAUAUUGUUGAUGUCACCACACUGCACUUCGCUACCACAACAAAGUGCACCGUGUGGCUAAAUGGCAAUAUAUUUGGCGUCCGUUCGACCGUCAAGGUAGCAGAUUUUUCUGUCAGGUCGUCGUCUGAACAACCUCUGUUCAAGACGGCACAGGACAGUUCUUCAUGUUGUGCUAUUGUAAUGAAAUUGGAAAUGAAGAUGGCAUAUUUUCAAAAGAGGUAAUUGAUCCAUGGAAAGUUAUCCCAAUUUAAUUCUCCUAGUGAUGCUCAACAAUUUACUGUAUUUUACUUGAGUUAAAACUCUAUGGACCAUGGUCGCGUUAAAAUCAUGUGUUCAGUGUCUGUAACUUGUCAUUUCCUGAACCAAACACUGUUAACAUGCUGGAUGCCAGGGUUCUUCGCAUAGACUUCUCUCUUUGCUUUAGUAAAGAAAGAGAAUAUGGGAAAGAUCCUGGUAUCAAGGAUGACUUUAAGGGAGCAAACCAAUUGCAAUUUUUUCUAUUUUGAUGGAACACUUUAGAGCAGGUUUAUUUUGAGAUUUAUUAUUAUUGAUAAUGUGAUGGUCAAUAAGUGAUAUGUCGCGUGUAAAAUAUUUGAAUUAUGUAUAAUGCAUGUAACUGAGGGGUGUUUUAUGUUAUUUUGGACCAACAAGUACAUUACAUGUUGAUAGGACAAGUAGGCCACAUGUUUGUUGGUUCUGAUAUGCAUGAAAGGUAAAUAUCAAUAUAAUCAUAAAAAAAUAGGAGAAACAAUGAAAAAUAAUCAUGGUCCAAUAAGGAGUGUACUUAAAGGAAAGAUUGACUUGAUCUAGUUGAUUGAUUUAUAUAAAUGUAUCCAUGCUAACCUAUGCUUAAAAGGCAAUAUGUAAGAGAAAUAUGCCCUCUUAAAAGAUACCAGUGAGCCCGCUACGAAACAGAAAGUGAACUAGACAUGUCUGUGUAUUAUAUGUUCACUUUCUGUCUUGUAGGUGGCUCCACUGAUAUUUUAAGGCUGUGUCAAUUUAUUCAUACAACAUAAUUGUGAUGGUGAGAUAAAUUGGAUAAACCACUCGGAAAUUAAUAACCUAUAACCAAACAAAUUUGACGGUGAGCAUUCAAACUUUCAUGUUAUCUUUGUUGUGUUAUCUUGAUCAACCAUCUACUUUGAUAGAUCACAUCACAGGAGACUGAGAUUUCUUUAUUUUCUUUCUAUUUCAACUUAAAACAGGGCUGUCUAAAUGCAUAAUUGUAUAAAUUCAAUGUCAAGAUUGUACAGUUGUAUUAAUUCCCCCCCCCCCCCAAAGAACCUACAUUGUAUAAAAUGUUGUCUGGUUUUCUCACUGAUUUCAUGUUUUUUAUGCAAAAGGCUUUGCCAUUAAUUUUAGGCAGUUCUAAAGAAAAAUGUCAAUUGGGUCUUUUCUACUCGUUUUGAUUAUGCAAAGUUUAAUUCAAAGGAAAUUGAUCUAUGCAGAUGAGUUAACAGUUUGAAUGUUUGAGAUGAUGUGCACCAAGAAUGGACCACUUUGUUCUAUUUUUGUUGACAUGUAUAUACCCAUUAUGUACAGAUUAUUACAUGUAGCAUGUACAGGUAGUAUGGAAAUGUAAUAAAUUCUGUAAUGAAUUUGAA